AUGGCGGCGCCGUCAGGGUCGUGUCCUACCGGCCAGUGGAUGAGGUACUUGACGGAUUCCGUCGACAUUGACGUUGACGGUGAUGGUCGGACCGUACUAGAGAAUAUGCUGGCCGAACAGCAAUCCACAUGUCAGGAGCUUGACAGGACGUCGAGUCGUGCCAAUGAGAGCUGUGCCGCGGAUAAAGAGCCGUCGCAUUGCAAUGAGCCGUCGCAGGACGCCGGAAACCGCACCAGCGUCGCUGCUUCCCACAAACAGCCGAGGGAGGAUCCAGUCGAGGCGAGCAGCAGCAAGGCCAAUCGGGAGAAGAUGCGCCGCGACCGACUCAACGACAGGUUCGUGGAGUUGGCGCGGUCUCUGGAGGGGAGCGGGCAGGCGCGCGCGGACAGGGGGAGCAUUCUGGCGGACGCGGUGCGCGUGCUGGCGCAGCUGCGCGCGGAGACGGCGCAGCUGCGGGGCUCCGCGGAGCAGAUGAAGGAGCAGAUCCGCGAUCUCAAGGCGGAGAAGAGCGAGCUGAGGGAGGAGAAGGCUCGCCUGCAGGCCAACAAGCAGCAACUGGAGGAGCAGGCAAGCUAG
Messenger RNA from Closterium sp. Yama58-4, 576 nucleotides. Lineage: Eukaryota; Viridiplantae; Streptophyta; Zygnematophyceae; Desmidiales; Closteriaceae. The record is from the annotation of a GenBank genome assembly.